Bicyclus anynana (squinting bush brown) is the source of this 1791-nucleotide messenger RNA. RefSeq names its product glycine-rich protein GRP33. The transcript has 7 exons. Gene Ontology annotation, molecular function: mRNA binding. The record is from RefSeq and is a predicted model, not a curated record. Gene Ontology annotation, biological process: regulation of alternative mRNA splicing, via spliceosome. Lineage: Eukaryota; Metazoa; Arthropoda; Insecta; Lepidoptera; Nymphalidae. The coding region runs from base 130 to 1197 and encodes 355 amino acids. Gene Ontology annotation, cellular component: nucleus.
GACAUUUUGAGUUUGGCGUCACCCGGUAAACGCUGCCAGCCAAACUAUUAUUGAGAAUUGUUUUUAUUUUCGUGUUUAAUCGCAGGGAUAAUCAUUUCAGUAUAAGUAUUAAGUGAAAUUAUUAUAAAUAUGGAAGAAAAGUACGACAAAAAUGGCUACAACAGCAGUGAUUUCAAAAGAAACGCUGGCCAAGAUGGGUCAGGCGAACAUGAACAAGAUGGCGAAAUCAAAUUGAAUGAAAAAGCCGGCGAUUAUAUUCGGGAGUUGUUAAGCGAGAAGAUUAAACUGAACGCUGGAAAAUUCCCAGUGUCCUCGAAACUUAUUGACCAGGAAGUGGCAAAAGUACAAAGUACUGGCAGGAUACCUGCUAAAGAUCUGAAAUAUGUUGAUGUCUACAGGGAGAAACCUGUCAAAGUUGUUGUCAAAGUGCUUGUGCCUAUCAAGGAACACCCUAAGGUCAACUUCAUUGGCAAGUUGAUGGGACCCAAAGGCAACACUAUGAAGCAACUGCAAGAGGAGACCAUGUGCAAAAUGGCAGUGCUUGGUAGAGGGUCCAUGAGGGACAGACAAAAAGAAGAGGAGUUGCGGAAUUCCCUGGAUCCUAAACAUGCUCAUCUCUCAGAUGAACUCCAUGUGGAGAUAUCAGCUUUAGCCCCGCCAGCUGAAGCCCAUGCAAGAAUUGCAUAUGCACUGGCCGAGGUUAAGAAGUACCUCAUUCCGGAUCCCAACGACAUGAUGAGACCACCACCACCUCCGCACCACAUGCAUCGUGACAUUAUGGAAAGAGACGCACCCCCGCACGCGCCGCCCCGCCCCCCGCGCCCGCCGCCCGCGAGGAUGCCGCCCCAGGGCAUGCGACCGAUGCCGGCGAAGAACAAGGUGCUCAGCAUUCUCGACAGGGCUCGCUCGGCCAUGGAGACAUCCUACCCAUAUGAGGAGCCCUAUGCUGCGCCCGAACCGCCUGUGAGACAGGUACCGCGAGGCCCGCCGCGCGCCCCGGAGCCCGACUACUACAACUACGAGCGGGGCCAGGAGCGUUUCUACGAGGACGACAGCAGCUACUACAAGGAAGAGUCCCGCGACUACGCGAAGGUCUCGGCGCGCGAAGUGGGCACUCGCCGCCAGGGGGCCGGGGCGGGGCCUUCGCAUGCGCGCCAUUACGCCCGCGCGACGCCGUACCAGCGCGCGCCCAAGUAGUACCGCAACCGCCAGCCGCACCACAGAAGAAACGCUCUCAGUAAGUAUGUACUGGUGAUUCAUAAACAUCAUCUAAACCUGAACAUUUAACCAAACAAGCAUAAACAUGGAGACAAAAACUCAACAAAUGAAGACAAUUUAUUAUUAUAAAUAUAAGACAAGAUAUUUAAAAAAAAAAGCCAUUGGCUCAUGCCAGUAAAAUUCUGCACCUCUACAAUUACUAUAAAACGCAAACAAAAUAAUUAUGAAAAUUUGUAAUUUAUUUCACCAAGGCAAUUCUUACACAGAGCAUAAAAAUAUGAUUCUAAUAAUUUCUAAUCAAUAUAUGACUUAGAAAAGUAGUUAUUGUCAAGAACAAAAAUUAUUUUCAUUAAUAAUAAAACAUUCUGUAAUUUUAAGGUAAUUUUAAAAUGGAUUUUUAAAAGUAUCUAUCACUACAUGUUUAGUUUUAAAAUGGAAGAUAGAUUAUAAUAUUAAAGUUAGUUGCUAAAAUUAUGUAAAACUUUUAACUUAAACAGUUUCUUUACUUCGAAACUUAAAAUAUUAAUGUACUACAAAUUUGUGUGACUUAGAAUAAAUAAAGUUAAAAACAAA